GUCGGAUCCGAUGAAGAUCGGGAAGAUAGGAAGAAGGAAAAAAAGAAGGACAGCGAAUGUUAAGGCUACACGCUCGUAAAGCAUCCCCUUACUUGGACCAUGAUAUUGGAUCCUUGGCCGUCUCCACCCUCCUCUUUUUAUUCACGGGUAAUAAUUAAAUUUAAAAAAAGGGAGGACGACCAAGAAAGAGAUCAUCGUGGCACUCUUCAGGGAAGUUCUAAGAAUGGAAGCCGUUCGAUGAAGGUGUUGAAGUGAAGCGAGACGCAGUGGAUAUGGACGUGGAUGAGAGGAAGUCUGCUGAAUUAGAGGACAUUACCCGUUUCGUUCUCCCUAAAAGUGGGAACGUCGAUGAAGAUGGAUUGCUAAAUGAAGAUGGUAACUUUUAUGGUUUUUAA
This is a messenger RNA of Amoebophrya sp. A25, 395 nucleotides long. The record is from the annotation of a GenBank genome assembly. NCBI's taxonomy places the organism in Eukaryota, Dinophyceae, Syndiniales, Amoebophryaceae.